Plasmodium gallinaceum is the source of this 792-nucleotide messenger RNA. RefSeq names its product 40S ribosomal protein S2, putative (gene RPS2). Bases 1 to 792 code for a protein of 263 amino acids. NCBI's taxonomy places the organism in Eukaryota, Apicomplexa, Aconoidasida, Haemosporida, Plasmodiidae. The record is from RefSeq and is a predicted model, not a curated record. Gene Ontology annotation, biological process: cytoplasmic translation; ribosomal small subunit assembly. Gene Ontology annotation, cellular component: ribosome; cytosolic small ribosomal subunit; 90S preribosome. The transcript has 2 exons. Gene Ontology annotation, molecular function: structural constituent of ribosome.
AUGAGUAACAAAAAGACCUUAUCCUCAAAAGAAGAAAGCAUUGCAAAAAUGCUUAUAUGUAAGGUUCAUAUUGGAACAAAAAAUUUAGAGAACAAAAUGAAAAGAUAUGUAUAUACUAGAGCAAAGGAUGGUGUACAUAUAAUUAAUUUAGCAAAAACUUAUGAAAAGUUACAAUUGGCUGCAAGAAUAAUAGUAGCUAUAAGUAAUCCAGCUGAUGUAGUAGUAGUAUCAGCUAGACCUUUUGGAAGUAGAGCUGUUUUAAAAUUUGCACAAUAUACAGGUGCUCAAGCAAUAGCUGGAAGAUGGACUCCAGGUAUGUUAACAAAUCAAAUUAUUCAAAAAUUUACAGAACCAAGAUUAUUAAUAGUUACCGAUCCAAGAACUGAUGCUCAACCAGUUAAGGAAUCUUCUUAUGCAAAUAUUCCUGUAAUUGCAUUAUGUGAUUCUGAUUCCCCAUUGGAGCAUGUAGACAUAGCUAUUCCAUGUAAUAACAAAGGAAAAGAAUCUAUUGCACUUAUGUAUUGGUUAUUGGCACAAGAAGUUUUAUAUCUUAAAGGAACUUUAAAAAGAUCUGAACCAUGGAAUGUUAUGGUUGAUAUGUUUUUAUGGAGAGAUCCUGAACAAUUUGAACUAAAAAAUUUAGCAAAUGAAGAAAAUGCUGCUACUGCUCCUCAUCUUGUAGAAAAUCAAUUUGCUACUGAAGCACCUUAUGAAGAAUGGAAUAAAAAAGAAGAAUGGAAUGAUAAUACAAAUGAAGAUUGGAAAAAUCCAAUUACUGCUGAUGAGUGGUAG